AUGUCCCAAGGCGUCAAUCCUCGACGGAAGCGAGCCAGCAAAGCUUGUGUAGCCUGUCGCUCCCGCAAGGUCCGAUGCGAUGUCACUCACAGACCGCAUCAGUGCACCAAUUGUGCCCUUGAUAACAUCCAAUGCGUUGUAAAAGACAGACGCACCAAAUAUCGCAAACGCUCUCCCGUCGUGGUCGAAAAACAGCAGCGGAUGCAGUUCAGAAAUAGUUUGCAGGUGAUUUUACCAAAGGACCCAAGCUCUGCUGCGUCGGAUGAUGUGGACUCGCCAAACGAUGCUUGUGCAGAGGAAGGUCUCUCCGUGGAAUGUGGCCCUGAAAGUCCAUCUAUGUGCUUUGAGGCGCUUUGGGAUCAACCUGAGUUAGACUUCCCUACCGAGCGACUCGUUCAAGGACCAACAGACAAUCAUAAGAAGGAAUCUGGAAUCUUUGAGAUGGUUCUCAAUCAACGCAAAGAUUCCGAAUUCAGCAUCAUCUCGGAGAACUCUCGGGUUCAUCAAACAGAGCCCAAGCCAGCCUCAAGCUCCGAUGCAACCAUGUCUGGUCAAUCGCACAUUAUAUAUUCAUACUACUCUUUCCUCGAUCUCGAUAUCUCUGGUUUAUUACCUGACGACAUAAACUAUCUCGAAGCGCAAGGAUGCUUUCGAGUCCCCACUCCAGAAGCCUUAGAUGAGUUUGUUCAAGAAUACUUUUUACAUGUUCAUCCGGCGCUUCCGUUAUUAGAUGAAGCCUGGUUCUGGGCCAUCUAUACACGAUCUGUACGCGGCAGAUCAAACAUCUCUCUCUUUGUCUUCCAGGCCAUGCUAUUUACUGCAUGUAGUUUCCUGCCCUUUUCAACCAUCCGAAGUCUUGGGUUUGCUUCAGUACACAAUGCACGGAACACAUACUACCGCCGUAGUAAACUGUUGUUUGAUCUUUGCAGCGAGAGGAACCUCGUGUCCAGUGCCCAGGGGGCACUUUUGCUGUCAUACAAUGGAACAAUGAAGGACCAGAAACGCACGAAUUCUAUUUGGCUAUCAACAGCAAUCCACUUAGCUCAGGCCGCAGGUGCAGAUCAAUUCCAUACCAGCACAAACCCGAGUUUGACUUCGGUAAAUGAGCUGAAACGACUGUGGUGGUGCUGUAUAGUACGAGACCGAAUCCUGCCUCUUGGGAUGCGAAGACAACUACACAUCACAUCUCUUGAUGUGGCUCAUACCAACUAUUUGCCUACCGAAAAAGAUUUCUGGCGCGAGAUUGACGGGUCUCGUGUCUAUGCACCACAGACGAAACGAACGCUAGUCCGAUUAUUUAUCACGCUGUGUGAACUAACUGUCCCGCUCACUGAUGUCAUCAACAUCGUCUAUCCUACAGGCCGCUUGACGGACAUCAAUUCCCCAGUUGUUCAUAACACCCAAAAGGGAAGGGAAUCGCUGCAGUCUUGUGAGGCUGGCUUGGAGGCUUGGUUCGAAAGGGCAACCAUCCAGUUUCCAACGCCUGCUGGUAUCCUCACUCGCGAAGGAUCUCUUGUGUUAUACACAAACUUACUUUAUAUAUACUACCAUGCUGCUUGCUUUGCACUUUACCAGCACAAAGCCUUCAUUAUUAGCCAGGAACAGGCCAAAGCGACUUCAGACCUGCAACAGACCAAAAGCAAAAUCGAGGAUGCCGCCCUCGGCAUUACAGAGAAUUUGAAAGAGCUUAUUCAGCUGAGGCUAGAAAGGUUCUUGCCAAUCAGCAUUGCUGCUUACAUUGCUGUUCCCCUGGUGCUCCACAUCCUUGAUGUGAGGCUUGCAAAGAGGCCACUACAAAUAGCCCAGAAGCAAGGGAAACUAAAUGUUUAUGUUGAGACGAUGAAGUCUAUGCAGAAACUCUAUGAUGGCGUUGAUGAUGUUUGGACCUUUAUAAGAACAGCCAUCGAUUAUGCAACUAUACAGGAUACAGAGAAUGAGACAAGCUCACAAAAUGGUUUCUCAAUCGAUGCUGUCGGGUGUCUAGGAUUGAAAUCCCAACUCAUCACAGACAAAGAGUAUGCCAAUGACUGGGGUAAUGUCCUCGUCAUGGAACCGGUUUUAUACUUCAGGCUUUCUCGAACCAUCGACCACUCAUUAGCUCUCGGGAGAUACUCAGAAGACUCAACACUUGGCCUCGCUGCACCUCGUUCAGCGCGUUUACCUUCUCCUAGACUCUUUACCGUUGACAUUGAUUCCCCCGAACAAACUGUCGAUGACACCGCUUGCGAGCGUCAUCAAGCAUCUGUUGACAACGGGGAUAGAGUGUCCGAGGAUGUGCAAGAACAGUUUUCUUUACUACCUCAGAUACUUGAGGACAUUGACGAGUUUGUUACUUACGACUUUGGAAUAGAAGACCUGUAA
Fusarium subglutinans is the source of this 2361-nucleotide messenger RNA. Its product is annotated as cutinase transcription factor 1 beta. The record is from RefSeq and is a predicted model, not a curated record. NCBI's taxonomy places the organism in Eukaryota, Fungi, Ascomycota, Sordariomycetes, Hypocreales, Nectriaceae. The coding region runs from base 1 to 2361 and encodes 786 amino acids. Gene Ontology annotation, molecular function: zinc ion binding; DNA binding; DNA-binding transcription factor activity, RNA polymerase II-specific. Gene Ontology annotation, biological process: DNA-templated transcription; regulation of DNA-templated transcription. The transcript has 6 exons.